Messenger RNA from Trichomonas vaginalis G3, 576 nucleotides. RefSeq names its product organellar and viral DNA polymerase type B. NCBI's taxonomy places the organism in Eukaryota, Parabasalia, Trichomonadida, Trichomonadidae. Bases 1 to 576 code for a protein of 191 amino acids. The record is from RefSeq and is a predicted model, not a curated record. Gene Ontology annotation, molecular function: nucleic acid binding; nucleotide binding. The transcript has a single exon.
AUGUCGAAGAGAAUAAUGUGUGAAGUAUUCUGUACUGCUGAGGACUUAGGAAUGGACAUCUUUUAUAGCGAUACGGACAGUAUGCAUCUCUACAAUGAAGAUAUCCCUCGUUUAGCUGAAGAGUUUGAGAAACGUUAUGGAAGAGUUCUCAUUGGUAAAAACCUUGGUCAAUUUCAUAGCGACUUUGCAGAAAUCACAAAAGAUAAACAAAGUUUAGCAUACAAGUCAAUAUUUUGUGGAAAGAAGACUUACAUAGACUUACUCACGAAUGAUUUAAAUGAAGUUGCAUUUCACUGCAGAAUGAAAGGCGUGAAGCAAGAUGUUAUUGCUUUAACCGCUAAUGAAAUGUUUCCUGACUCUGUUCAGUGUUUCUAUGAUGAAGAUAAAGGUUUAAUGGUUCCGCAAGGAAAAUUUGACAAAGACUCUGAGUUCAGUGUUAUGAAGUUAUAUAAAGCACUUCAUGAUGGUCAAGAGAUUGGAUUUGACUUAUGUAAGUCUUCUAGUCCUUGCUUUGCUGAAAAGUUUAACUUCUCAAUAACGACUAAAACAAGCUUUAUUCGUAAGUUGAAGUUCUGA